AUAGCUGAAUGAAUGUUAAAUACCUCUUAUUGACAACUGGUGAUUAAACCGGCAGUUACGUAUCUAAUAUUCCAGUCAUUACCAUUGAAGAGUAAAAACCUAUUUUCUAUAUACCAUUAAAUGCAUCUUUUACGCCCACUGUGAUUGGUUACGACUGGCCCAUCGGUCUCCUGAUCCGGAAGAAGAAAGAAACAGAAGAAAAGUGGUGAGAGCAGAGGUAAAAUAAACAGCAAUAACUCAUCGCGUUCAUAGUUAAUCACUUUCUGGCAGCAUCCAUUUUGAGGUAUGGAAUAUGGCAGCAACUGAAGCACAGUCUAUGUUAAGCGUUGGAUUGAUUGAAAAAGAUGUGAACGGGGACACUCUUUGGGUGUGGUGCUAUCCCGCGGUAGGCUCAGAACUUCGACAAGUCCUGCUCAGCAAGUGCUGCCUGACACAGAACAAGGAAGAUUUUCACACGUUUGUGUUUGGCCAGUUCUGUCGUACUUGGUAUUACAUUAGCACACUGGAGGUACAGGAGCCUACCUCGCUAAACAAGGUUACUCAUUUGUCAGUUGUAGUGACAGCAAGAGACUUCAACCCCGAGAAAUAUGCUGCACUCAAUCGAAUACUGUGCAGGAUGUACAUCAAAUUUGGCAGUCCAGUGAAAAUGAUGGAGGUGUACAUCGCUGUCCUCACCAAAGGUAUUUGCCAGAGUGAAGAGAAUGGCUCAUUUUUAAUCAAGGACUACAAUGUUCACAAGGCGUUCCUGGCAGGAUCAAUCAAAGAUGUGGCAUCUCAGUUUGGCAUGGAGACCAUUAUCCUGUACACGGCUGUCAUGCUGAAAAAACGGAUUGCUGUCCACCACCCUCGAAUUGAAGCCUUGUUAGAAUUCACAAGAGUGCUUCCUGCUCUAGCGUGGCACAGGAAAGAUUGGUCUGUCCUGCAUCCAUGUGUGCACCUGACUGAUACUGAACUAGAGCAUCUCAGUAAAUGCCCAGGUUAUAUAGCAGGAUUUGUCGAUCCAGAGGUGAGCAACAGAUCAGACCUGUUUGAUGUGUAUGUGAACCUCCCAGACAGCAUCAUCACUGUGUCACAGAGCACUAAAGAGGCUAUGAUGAUGGGGAAGUUACACAAGGAUAUCGGCCAUCUUAUUGUCCAGUCUGCAGAAGACACCGAGAGGUCAGAUGGUCAAGUCAUUAAGGACAUUUCUUUGAAGACUAAACAGAUUCUUGCUCAUUUGGGGACCUUGGCUGGUGACUGUGAAGGCUCCAAAAUUACUCUGGAACAUUUAAAGCAGCAACAUUUCCCUCCAGCAACGGAAAACUUCCUGUUUCAUCUGGCUGCUGCCGAGCAACUUUUACGGAUAUGAGACAGAUUUUCAGAUGCUGUCCUAAAGGAUGACAGUUCGGGUACGCCUGCCGCUUCAGCAGACUCUGAUUAUAACAAUAAAAGUAUGCACUUAAAAAAAUAAAUAAAUAAAUAAAAAUAUCCUUAAUUUGUUCAUGUACAUGAUUAAAAUGUGGUAAACUGACAAAUUUUCCCCCUCUUCUCCUCGAAAGUAAACGUAUGACACUUUACCAUAUUUUAAUCAUGUGCAACUGAUGUACUGUACAUGUUCGAAGUACAUUUAAAGGAGUAUUUCUUUGUGCCAAAUGUGCUGUUUUUUUUUCCCCCAUGAAGUAUGAGUUUAGGAUUUCUUUUUUUUUUUUUUUUUUUUAUUGACCUCAGAUUCCCAGACAGAAUGCAAACCAAGAAAUGACCUUGUAUCUGCUCGUGUAGCUUUGUGUUUUAUGCCUUACGACACUGUCCUUGUGCCUCAUUGUUACAUGCUGUGCAAGUCAUUCCCAAAGCGAGAAACAUGGUGCAGUAAUCCAGUAAUUCACAACAAAUUACCCAAGUAAUAUUUCCUUUAAAACAAGAUUGUUUUUCUCUGCAAUAUAACAUGCUUUUUUAUGUCUGUCCCAAGCUGGUCAGAAUACUCCAAGGAUCAAGAAUUACAAUACACUUCAGACCCCAUUUUUUAAAAGCCUGUUCCGAGGGAGCGGUCCUGUUCAUGAAAAUGAGCACCCGAAAACACCGUCCGCUCUACUUUGACCAAGUAAUGCUUUUAUUACCAUGACGGCCGUGGACGUGGUUCUCAGGCUUAACCCAGGAAGCUUAAAGUUGAGAAAGAGGAGCCCAGGGUGUGGGGAGAAAAAAAUUAGCACCCAUAAAGACAUUGAAAAUUAUUUUUACCCGUGAAGUUACUACUUGCAUGAAUCAUGUGCCACUUAUCAAAAUCUAACACUAACUCUAAUCUGUGAAGCUAACAAAACUCUGUAUUUUGGUCUGGUAAUUGUUUAAAAGGGUGGAUUUUUGCAUGGGAGGAGGCCUGAGAAACGUGUGUGUGUCAGUGGGGGGGGGGGGCAGCUACUAUGAAAAUGAUCAGAAUUGAGAACAUAAUUCUGAAAAUGAAGAUGAGCUAGCUCACAGACAUAUUGACAGCAACAGGCAGAUGCAAGAUUUACUAGGUUGUUUAUUGUCACACCUGAAACGUGGCCUGGCACUCUUUGUCAGUCAAUUUUUCACGUCGCCUUGAAGAGGAAAAAAAAACAAACUUUGUGGCUUGGUUGCCAUAGUGAUAGGAAUACUUAGACAACCAUUUUAAACCAAGUCCGUUUUUCUAUUUAAAUGAUUUGCUAAUCAUUUCAGAUGUGUUCAAACAAGUGUUUAAUUUAAAUUUAUCUAGUUAACAGAUUGUUCCAUGGCCACAGAUAGUGUCUCUGUUCAGGUUUUAUUGUUUUUUUUUUAAAUUAUUAAUAAAUAGUUGCAUUGUGGGAUAUAUUUGCGAGAAGAAUGGUUUUGCGCCUCAAUAUUUCAUUCCACAGUACAGUGCAUAGAACUGAUGAUGUAACAUUGGAGGAUUAAAUUUAUUUUUAUGAACAGAUGUGUAUUUGGCAGUGAUAGACACUCAGAUUAUUCUGACUGUAUUAAUAAAUCUAUUGUUAAAAAAGAUGUGCUUCUUAUUUAUUCUACGUUUGGUCCGAGCCUAGUAUAGGUUCAGUUGUGUUAAACUGUUGCUCAAAGUCCUCGGUGGUAGAAUAACUGUCCUUCGGCCAUCUUGG
Molecule: messenger RNA, 3083 nt
Organism: Phycodurus eques (leafy seadragon)
Lineage: Eukaryota; Metazoa; Chordata; Actinopteri; Syngnathiformes; Syngnathidae
Gene: dennd10
Product: DENN domain containing 10
Biological process (GO): protein transport; regulation of early endosome to late endosome transport
Cellular component (GO): late endosome
Molecular function (GO): small GTPase binding; guanyl-nucleotide exchange factor activity
Source: RefSeq, a predicted model, not a curated record